AUGAAACACUUGCUAACCUAUCUUCCUCUCCAACAGCAAACCCCAGCCUCGCCAGACUCUGUGAAUUCGCCAGCGCCUUUGAACCUCACACCCAGCCGGGCCCGCAACAAAUUCGCCGAACGCCUUGCCUUGCGCGCCAAAGAAGCCGCCGAAGAAGAAAGCGCCACUCUACAAGCUUCAGAUCCGGAUAGUGCGGAUGCAGCGGCUGUGCAGCAAGCUUUUGAGAUGCCUGUGGAGCCUCUGAGUGACUUGCCUGAUCUCGAUCUCUCAGCCGUCACGGAACGACAGAUUAAUGAGCUCAUCGGCAACACUGGUGCGUCGGGAGAGCAAGGCAGAGUGGUGUCUGCAUACUCUUCUUCGUCGUCUUCAUUGGACUCUGCGUCCUCGGAUGAAGACGAAGACCCGGUGAUUCCAAGCAACGAUAUUGGAGGGGAAGGAACUGUGGGGGUCAAACGCCGCCCUAGCACCACGGAAGCUAAGAAGAGAGUUCCUAUCGAUGACGGAGAGGAGGAUGAGCAACACAGGCCUCGAGUGCAGAGGACAAUAUCCGAUCCAUUCGAGAGCCCUGAGGAUAGCAGUGGAGAUGAGAGUAGUGGUGAAGAAUUGAGUUUUGGGAGAUAG
Aureobasidium namibiae CBS 147.97 is the source of this 621-nucleotide messenger RNA. RefSeq lists its product as uncharacterized. The coding region runs from base 1 to 621 and encodes 206 amino acids. The transcript has a single exon. The record is from RefSeq and is a predicted model, not a curated record. Lineage: Eukaryota; Fungi; Ascomycota; Dothideomycetes; Dothideales; Saccotheciaceae.